Messenger RNA from Ustilaginoidea virens, 1050 nucleotides. RefSeq lists its product as uncharacterized. The coding region runs from base 1 to 1050 and encodes 349 amino acids. The transcript is spliced from 3 exons. Lineage: Eukaryota; Fungi; Ascomycota; Sordariomycetes; Hypocreales; Clavicipitaceae. The record is from RefSeq and is a predicted model, not a curated record.
AUGGCCCCGACCUUGCGAAACGCCAGGUCGCACGACGCAGCGCCGACCAGCAACAUCAAGUUGGAGGACGAGGCGGCCGACGUUCGAGCUGUUGCGGCGGCCGAGACGGACGAGCGAUCCUCCAAGGCGGUCGACGCGGGCAGCAAGCUUCCUCGCCUGUUGGCGUUUCCGCUGACAGUGGCGCUGAGCCUUGCCCUGUCAACGCUGGGAGGCUUGAUCAUUCCGCAGGUGUCGAGGAGCCAGCUCGAUUCCCUGACACGCACUCCCGACACAUGGGGUGAGGCAGCUAUCCUAGCCGGGUGGAGGAUCUUGGAGCUAGGCUUGGCUUGGUUUGGCAAGUUGGAUAGCGUGGAGGCUGGGUCUUUGAAGAUGUUGGCUAAUGGACCUACGUACUACUUGAUGAUGCAAUUCUACGGUCUCAACCCUUGGGCUGCGCUCUCCGCGGCAGUCGUCGAUGUGCUCUCCGUCACGGUGCCUUUUCAUCUAGUUUUACCGCUCUCGACGGCCGACGAACCAUCUCUGCGGAGCUGGAACCGCGACCUUGUCGACCUCCCCAUGCUGCUGCUGACGAGCCUCCUCUCGACGGGCAUCUACACGGUCACGCUUGUUCUUUCGCUUCGCUUCCUCCUGCCACGCACCCUGGUCGCUUACUUCAACGGCAUACCUACCCUCGAGCCAGCCUAUUCGGCUUCGUACGCCGAUGCUCUCCCCGCCAUGCUCCUCUUGGGCUUCGCAGCCAGCACGUUCGUCUUCCCGCCGUUUGCUGCUACCGGCAGGGCCAAGGAAGACGCCCAGAUCGACGAGUUCGACCCGGUCAAUGCGACGCUCGGCCAGACUGUGUGGUGGAACUUUUGGGGGUACACCGCCAAGGAGAAGGUUGUCAUUCGGCGGACCGCUGCGGCUGCGGCGUUGAGCGGCGUCGGCACGUAUCUUGCCUGCACGAGGAGAAUGUACGGCAUCGAGGCGACCGGUGCGGCUGCAUACGCCGCUGUUUGGGCUACGGCUGCCGUUUUGGCAGGUCUUGGGUUGGGGUUCGUCGGUCGCGAGUAA